Messenger RNA from Sipha flava (yellow sugarcane aphid), 2192 nucleotides. Its product is annotated as PHD finger protein 7-like. The record is from RefSeq and is a predicted model, not a curated record. NCBI's taxonomy places the organism in Eukaryota, Metazoa, Arthropoda, Insecta, Hemiptera, Aphididae. Bases 489 to 1982 code for a protein of 497 amino acids. Gene Ontology annotation, cellular component: nucleus. The transcript has 10 exons.
CGGCCGAACGAACGACCUAAUAGCUGCCAUACACCCGCGUCUCUAUAAUUGUUUUUCAUACUUCCAGUUUAUUGUUUGUCGUCUUCAAGGCGGGCUUUUUUUUUUCACCCAAGAACUUUCCAAAUAACGUCCAGUUACGGCUAAAUGUGUUCGCUGCACUCUUAGGGACGACGACCACACCAAGCCUUGAAUUAUCCGUUCAAUAAUUACACUUCAUGUCUGCCGAGUUGAGUAUUGAACACAAAAGUCGUGGUCGUCGUCGUCAUCCAUUUUUGUCCAGUCGGUUCCGUCUCUCGCAGUAACUACCUUUUCUAGUCAGACCGUCGUUCAGAAUUUGCAAGUACUUGUCACCUUGCUUCUCACACAUAUUGGUUGUGUUGUUUCGAUCACAAGGCACAGUGACGACUAUUUACCUGACUUCAUGUUAUCGACAUUAGUCGGGGCCGACGACUAUUAAGAUUUACCGGACCUACAAACGGAGACUAGUAAUGGCGCCGGUGACCAGGAGAAAACAUAAGAAUGUACGUAAGGUAACAGCAAAACAGCCGAUGCUCAAGGAUAAAAUGGUAGUGCUAAGCCUUAGAGAUGGUAAAGCGUGUAUGUUUUGCAAUAGAAAAGAAAUAAGUGAAAAAGCAUAUGGUCCACUUUAUCAACUUAACGAUAUCAUUGUUCAUUAUUUUUGUAUUUUGUUAUCUUCUAGAGCAGUUCAAAAUGGUUCAGAUAAGGAAGGAAUUUGGGGAUUUUUAUUUAAAGAUAUUAAAAAUGAAUUGAUUAGAGGAGCUAGAGAAAUCUGCACUUACUGUAAGAAACCUGGUGCUACUAUAUCAUGUUGUACCCCAAGAUGUCGUAAAAUAUUUCAUCUACCUUGUGGAUUGAAAAAUGGAUCAAUGCAUCAAUUUUUUCAAACAUUCAAAUCUUUUUGCCAACAGCAUCGAGUAGCACAAAAUAUAGAUAUCCAAGACAUACAACAUUCCACUCCGGUUCAGUGUUCUAUUUGUAAAGAAGAUGUUAUACCUACUCCUCUUCCAUCAUCUAUCUGGGCUCCAUGUUGCAAACGUAAUGCUUGGUUUCAUCGAGACUGUAUUCAAGAAUUGGCAUUAAAUGCUGGCUACUUUUUUAAAUGUCCAUUGUGUAAUAAUGUUGAAUUAUUCAAGAGUAGGAUGCUUACUCUUGGGAUUUAUAUACCAUCAAGUCACAAGAAAAAAUUAAUACGCAGGGAUGCAUCAUGGGAAACAGUACCUGACGCAUAUGUUGAGCUUUUAGAACGUCAUAGUACUUGCAAUGCUGAUACAUGUUUAUGUCCUCAUCCAGAGAGAAGGAACUUUCAACAAGAGACUGGAUCCUGGGAAAUAAUAUUAUGUCAUGCUUGUGGUUCAUAUGGUACACAUAAGUUGUGCAGUUCUCUUAAGUGUAAUGAACAGUGGUACUGUAACUCCUGUCAUAGUAUAGCUGUUACAGAAAAUCCUGUCACUGUCAGAAUAAGACGAUUAGAAAUUACUGAUAACACAAAUUCACCUACAACCACCCAAGUAGAAAUUACAUCAUCCCAAACUAGUAAUUUAUCACAGGUUGAUACAAGAGGAACAUUAAUGAACUUGACUUCUAGAGAUAGAGCUAGACAGGUUAGAAACAACAGAGGUGUGUUAGGAAAUAAUGUAGCUCGGCAGCCCUUAUUUGCGACAAAUGAAGUAAUUUCACUAUUAUCUGAUGAUGAAGAAGAUGUUCAUGAAAAUAAUGCUGAAGCUGAUACUAGUAAUGGGAAUGACGUACAGUAUAUAGCCUAUAUAGAACCACCAAACCAAGUUAUUGAACAAUCUUUUCUACCAGUAAUACAAUGUUACUCAUCAGUGAGUAGUAGUACUUCAAAUGGCCUCAAUGAAAAUGGUUUCCACUACAAAUCUAUUACGCCUUCAUCAUCCACACUUAGAACUGCUAUGUAUUGCCAAACUGAGAGUAUUGACUUAACUUUAGAUGAUGACUAAAUUUCAAUUUUGAAUGAAUCAUUGUGCAGAGCUAAUGUAUUUUUACAUACAAUUACUACUGAACAGUCAUUAACAGAAUUAAGACUGAUGAAUGAAAUAUUUCUUUGCCAAUUUGAAUUAAUAUUUCUAAUCAUUUUAAAGUAAUGGUUUUUAAGAAUGGUCUUUUAUAUUUUACCUAAAGUUUAAUAAAAUAUUGUAAAAAUUGAUUCA